AUGAAUUGGCAGCUACCUCCAAACAGCGGGCUUGGCCGUCCGCCGGCCGGGCCCCCAGCUACCUCCAAACAGCGGGCUUGGCCGUCCGCCGGCCGGGCCCCCAGCUACCUCCAAACAGCGGGCUUCACCGUCUGCCAGCUGGGCCCCCAGCUACCUCCAAACAGCGGGCUUCCGUCCACCAGCUGGGCCCCCAGCUACCUCCAAACAGCGGGCUUCGCCGUCCGCCGGCCGGGCCCCCAGCUACCUCCAAACAGCGGGCUUGGCCGUCCGCCGGCCGGGCCCCCAGCUACCUCCAAACAGGGAGCUUCGCCCUACCUCCAAACAGCGGGCUUCGCCGGCCGGGCCCCCAGCUACCUCCAAACAGCGGGCUUCGCCGGCCGGGCCCCCAGCUACCUCCAAACAGCGGGCUUCGCCGUCCGCCGGCUGGGCCCCCAGCUACCUCCAAACAGCGGGCUUCCCCGUCCGCCGGCCGGGCCCCCAGCUACCUCCAAACAGCGGGCUUCACCGUCUGCCGGCCGGGCCCCCAGCUACCUCCAAACAGCGGGCUUCGCCGUCCGCCGGCCGGGCCCCCAGCUACCUCCAUCCAGCGGGCUUCGCCGGCCGGGCCCCCAGCUACCUCCAAACAGCGGGCUUCGCCGGCCGGGCCCCCAGCUACCUCCAAACAGCGGGCUUCGCCGUCCGCCGGCCGGGCCCCCAGCUACCUCCAAACAGCGGGCUUCACCGUCUGCCAGCCGGGCCCCCAGCUACCUCCAAACAGCGGGCUUCCGUCCGCCGGCUGGGCCCCCAGCUACCUCCAAACAGCGCGCUUCGCCGUCCGCCGGCCGGGCCCCCAGCUACCUCCAAACAGCGCGCUUCGCCGUCCGCCGGCCGGGCCCCCAGCUACCUCCAAACAGCGGGCUUCGCCGUCCGCCGGCCGGGCCCCCAGCUACCUCCAAACAGCGGGCUUCGCCGUCCGCCGGCCGGGCCCCCAGCUACCUCCAAACAGCGGGCAUCACCGUCUGCCGGCCGGGACCCCAGCUACCUCCAAACAGGGGGCUUCCGUCCGCCGGCCGGGCCCCCAGCUACCUCCAAACAGCGGGCUUCGCCGUCCGCCGGCCAGGCCCCCAGCUACCUCCAAACAGCGGGCUUCGCCGUCCGCCGGCCGGGCCCCCAGCUACCUCCAAACAGCGGGCUUCGCCGUCCGCCGGCCGGGCCCCCAGCUACCUCCAAACAGCGAGCUUCGCCGUCCGCCGGCCGGGCCCCCAGCUACCUCCAAACAGCGUGCUUCGCCGUCCGCCGGCCGGGCCCCCAGCUACCUCCAAACAGCGGGCUUCGCCGUCCGCCGGCCGGGCCCCAGCUACCUCUGAACAGCGAGCUUCGCCGUCCGCCGUCCGGGCCCCCAGCUACCUCCAAACAGCGUGCUUCGCCGUCCGCCGGCCGGGCCCCUAG
This is a messenger RNA of Schistocerca serialis cubense, 1428 nucleotides long. RefSeq names its product proline-rich protein 2-like. The transcript has 3 exons. The record is from RefSeq and is a predicted model, not a curated record. Lineage: Eukaryota; Metazoa; Arthropoda; Insecta; Orthoptera; Acrididae. The coding region runs from base 1 to 1428 and encodes 475 amino acids.